AUGUCAAUCAUCGAAAGAACAAAUCCAUUGAAUCUGCAAUUCUGCGUGUGCGUCGUGCUUAAUUGCAGCUGCCCUCUGGGCAUUACAAUCUCCAAAACCCUCCUCAAAGCAAACGCCUUGGUACUAGGUGUCGACUCUCGCCCAAAGGAUGAGUCUUUGAACGCCGGGCUAGGAACCCAUUUCCAGUACGAGCAGAAUUCUCCCGGAGACGUUUCGAGUGAGCAAAUUAUGAAGAUUGUGGAGGACAGAUAUGACCAGCAACGAAUGGAUGUCGUGAUCAACAUCGUGGAAGCUGGGCAGGAGGAGGGCGUGAAGGAUGCUGUGGAAUUGAUGGAGGGUCUGGCCAAGGUAAUUGCGGAUGGAGCAAGAGGUAAAGGAGCUCUCGUCACUGUUAUGGGUGAUGCUCAUGACCCGGAAGCUGCUCAUGUGCAGAACGUGAUCGACUUCUCCAAAGACCUGGCGUCAAAAUUCGGGAAGAGAGGAGUAAGGUGCAAUAUUGUCUUGGGUGCUGUUGCGAUUGGAAGAGACAAAACAUCAUACGAGGCCGCCAAGGAGAAUAUGCAUGCGCUGAUGAAGACUGAGAGGAUUGCAAAUGAUGUGUCUUCGGUCGAUCAGGCGAAGCAGCCAGUCGCAGAGCUAUACGACGUUGGAAAUGUCACCCUGUUCUUGGCGGGCGACAUGGGCGAGAAUAUUUCUGGUGCGAUAGUGGCUCGGGACGGCUCAUACCACGAAAUAUAG
Messenger RNA from Ramularia collo-cygni, 738 nucleotides. RefSeq lists its product as uncharacterized. NCBI's taxonomy places the organism in Eukaryota, Fungi, Ascomycota, Dothideomycetes, Mycosphaerellales, Mycosphaerellaceae. The coding region runs from base 1 to 738 and encodes 245 amino acids. The transcript is spliced from 4 exons. The record is from RefSeq and is a predicted model, not a curated record.